Ustilaginoidea virens is the source of this 3939-nucleotide messenger RNA. RefSeq lists its product as uncharacterized. The coding region runs from base 1 to 3939 and encodes 1312 amino acids. Lineage: Eukaryota; Fungi; Ascomycota; Sordariomycetes; Hypocreales; Clavicipitaceae. The transcript is spliced from 3 exons. The record is from RefSeq and is a predicted model, not a curated record.
AUGACACAGCCUCGAGAUAUCAACAUUUGCGUCUUCAAACACUUGAGAUGCGAUUCGCCUUCUCCAGAGGAUCGCUUGUCUUUUCGUGUCAACGUAGAACCUGGGCAUGACCUCCAAAGCCGUUCCUCACACCAUCAGGUCCCAUUCAGCAACCUCCUUCUGGUGGCAUGGGGAUUGCUUCUAAAAUGCUAUUUGGCAACGGACCUUGUCUCGUUCGCAUCAUUUGGUACUGAUGAUGCCUUUUGUGUGGAACAAGAAGAGGCUGAUGAUACUCCCCGCAGCAAUGCUCAUAGACCAGGAUUGUCCUGGGUUCACAGCCUGAAGAUAUCAGAGGACGCCAGCAUCAACCAUAUUAUCAGAGAGUUCCGACAACCGAGCAAUACAAGACUCUUUGAUGCUGAUCUGCUCCCAUAUUUUAACACUGCUCUGUCGUAUCGCAGACGGGAAUCACUGACCGCGAACGGCGAGACGGGUGGCGAGUUUCCCGAUUUUAUGACUGAGGCGGAUAUCUGCGUGAUUGUGACAGACGAUGGAGAUAUCCUGUCCUUGGAAAUUGAGGUCUGCGCCAGCGCCUUCUCUCGGCCAGCGGCACAGCGAAUCCUGCAGACUUUUCACCACAUCUUGACACUGGUCUUGAAUGGAGACGCAGGGCAAACAGUAGCCAGUGUCGACCCAUUAACUCAGCAGGACUUGAGCCAGAUCCGCGAGUGGAACUCCAAAACGCCAAUAUGCCGCCAGACAUGCUUGCAUGCCGUUAUUGAAGAGCAAGCCCGUCGGCGCCCACUGGCACCCGCGGUAUGUUCCUGGGACGGGAAUCUCGCGUACGUGGAGCUUCAGGCCCUGUCCACCAAGCUGGCUCAUAUGCUAUCACGCCUCGGCGUGGGGCCCGAGAUCCUGGUCCCAUGCGCAUUUGAAAAGUCCAAGUACGCCGUGGUAGCAACCCUUGCAGUCCUCAAGGCCGGCGGAGCAUUCGUUCCUCUGGAUGCCUCCCAUCCUCGGGAACGGUUAAAGUCCAUCAUCUGCCGUGUCGACGCGAAAUUGCUGCUUGCCUCAGCCAAGACUGCCCCAGCAUUUGAUAGUCUGGUCCCGACCAUCCUGAUAGUUGACCGGGCCUUGCUGGAUACUCUGCCCGAGGAAGAGGAGAAUCCAGAAAGCACAGUGGACCCCAGCAACAGCGCCUUUGUGCUCUUUACUUCUGGAAGCACGGGCGAGCCAAAGGGGUUGGUCCAGGAACACGCGUCCGUAUGCACCAUAAAUGAAGCAUAUGGAGAAUCCAUCUUCAUCAACCAGGAAUCGCGGGUCCUCAACUUCGCCGCCUUUACCUUUGACGCGAGCACAGUGGAUGUAUUCACCACCUUGCACCACGGCGGUUGUGUCUGCAUACCGUCGGAAGAGCACCGCCUGAACGACAUCGCGGGCGCCAUCAACGCCUUUCAUGCCAACUGGGUCAACCUGACGCCUUCGUUCGCACUGGCGAGUGUGCCUCACCCAAGCGAGAUCCCGACCGUGCAGUUACUGGUUCUGGCCGGAGAAGAAGUCAAGAAAGAGCACGUCCAGCACUUUGUUGGCAGAAUCAAUCGCGUCGUCAAUUGCUACGGUCCGGCAGAAGCGGGAGGGGUUCUUGUAAAUGUGUACCACAGCACAGCAAGCGAGCCGAGCACUGUAGGACGCGCGAUGAGCAGCGCCAACUCCUGGAUUGUCGAUCCAAGCAACCCGCGUCGGCUGGCGCCUAUCGGCGCGAUCGGUGAGCUCGUGGUCGAGGGCCAUACGUUGGCUCGCGGCUAUCUCAAGCAGCCAGACAAGACAAACGCGGCUUUCUUCCGUCAUCCCGGCUGGCAUUCAGAUGAUGGCCAUUCCCCACAGCCACGACGGUUCUACAGGACAGGGGAUCUUGUAAAGUAUAGGCCAGACGGUAUGAUCAAUUAUAUAGGACGCCGGGACACCCAAAUCAAGAUCCGAGGCCAGAGGGUUGAAUUGACGGAAAUCGAGCAGCAUCUUGCCAUUGACAAGAGGCUCAAAAGGGCAAUGGUCGAAUGCCCACGGUCCGGGAUUUACGCAAAGCGGCUGGUCGUGGUCGCUGAGCCGUGUAAUGGGACUCUUCAUCACAGCGAGGAGCCACAGACCACUCCGGGUAUUAAGCUGCUGUCACCAAAGGUUUUGCGAGAAAGCGGAUUCUCAAUUCACGAAUCCGCCAAAAGCCUUGCCGAAAGAACUCCGACUUACAUGAUGCCUGCCGCAUGGCUCAUGGUGGCCAACCUUCCGCUAACGGACUCCCAAAAAAUACAUAGACGGAGAGUUCGUGACUGGCUGGAGGACCUACCGGUCACUCAAAGUCUUCUCCUGCCCGAUGUCUCUAGUGCUCCUCUGCUUCCACUCAACAACCCGCUGGCUCUUGACAUCAGCCACAAAGUAAGCGAGUUGAGUGGCAAUGGGAACGGCCAUGUGUUUCGCGCCUUGAACGGUCGGAACUUGGAUUUGAAAACUGCCGGGAUAGAUUCGAUUCAAGUCAUGACGCUAUCGAGGUGGCUGCGGGAUAAAUACGGGCUAAGAAUCGCCGUGGAUACCCUGUCACGACCGGGCGUGACCGUUGAUGAGCUAUCGCGAAUGAUUAUGACCUGUCAGAGCGGCCAAGAUGCUGGGAAAUUGCAAGCUCCACAGCUAGACAUACGGGAAGAAGCUCGUUUGCUCUUCAAUACGUUGAGGAGAUCAUCGGCGCGCAUCGCCGAGAAUCAUGUUACAGCAGCACAAAGCGCAUCGACUGUUUUUCUUACCGGCGCCACGGGCUUUCUUGGCACGGAAAUCCUACACCAGCUGCUUUGCGAUGAGAAGAUCCGGAAAGUCUUUGUUCAUGUGCGGGCCGCAAAUACUCAAGAGGGCAGAGAGCGCAUAAUAGCCGCAGCAAAGAAGGCGCUCUGGUGGUCAGAGUCCUUUAAUCGGCGCAUCGAGGUCUGGCCAGGCGACCUCGCCAGCGCCAAGCUGGGUUUAAAUCGCAAACAGUGGGAUCGCUUGACUGGAAGUUGCUCGGCGGGUGAAAGCAUUGACGCGGUGAUACACAACGGCGCCAGUGUAAAAUGGAACUUGGCGUACGACUGUCUGAGGGACUCAAACACCAUGUCGACCGUCCAGCUCCUGCAGGCAAUGGCGGAGCGGCAAUUUGGCGGUCGCUUCGUAUAUGUGUCCGGAGGCCAAGGCCUCAGCACAGACUGCGACGAAGAUGAGUGUUGCACGCCGACUGCGCAUGGCACACCACUAACGGGGUACGCUCAAACCAAGAUGGUCUCGGAACUCGUGGUCAAGCAAUUCGCCCAGUGUCCAGAGGGGCAGCCGCAUAGUGCCCGGGUAGUAAAGCCAGGCUACAUCAUCGGCGAUGCGAGAAGAGGCAAGGCAAACCCAAACGACUACCUCUGGGGGAUCACAAAGAGCGCCCUGGAGCUCGGGAGCUACAACCGCGAGGAGCUCAACGGCUGGCUGUUUGUAUCCGACGUUGCCACCGUGGCAAGGGCCGUCUGCGCAGCUUGCCACACCAAGGGUCCCAAGCCGGGCGUCGUCAAAGUCUUGGACGGGUUGUUCAUGAGGGACUUUUGGGACCUCUUGACCGGGCGUUUCGGCUACAAACUAGAAGCCGUAGAUGCGGACGAAUGGUGGCGUUUGCUCAGCUCCCGCGUCGAGCAACAAGGCCACCAGCAUUGCCUUUGGGCGCUGCAAGACGUGCUCGAGGCUGGAAGGGGAGCCAUGUCCUCGACUGCGACGGUGCCUACAACGGCCAUGAUGAAGACCUGUCCAGAUGUCCUUGGAGCGAUCAAAUCUAAUGUGCAGUAUUUGAAGGAUGAGAUUGGGUUCUUUCCAUCAGCGUCUGCUCGGAGUGAAAAGGUGGAGGUGCUUCAAUCAAUCAUCAAGUCAUGCUGGGCGAGAGCGAGGGCCAUGGCUUCCUUUCGGUAA